Benincasa hispida (wax gourd) is the source of this 1591-nucleotide messenger RNA. Its product is annotated as coiled-coil protein. Lineage: Eukaryota; Viridiplantae; Streptophyta; Magnoliopsida; Cucurbitales; Cucurbitaceae. The record is from RefSeq and is a predicted model, not a curated record.
UAUUUAAACAAAGGGAGAAACAGAGCUCAUUCAUGGCGUACGAGCGAGAGAUAUUAAAGAACUUUCUGCACUAUUUCCACUAAGAAUCUCUACAUCUCAUCUUCUUCCAUUGUUUGAGAAUUAACCGGAGUUAUGGACAAUGAAGAAGAACGGCAACGCCGGCGAUCUAACUGGAGCGAGACUGUGGAGGACCUCGUCACUGCCGGAGACACUGAUGCUGCAAUUUCUCUUCUUGAAUCGGUGGUUUCCGACCUCCAAACUUCAGACAACUGUAAUCCAGAUCCUCAAUUGGCUGCCGCUCUCACCGACUUGUCCGGUCUCUACUCUUCUAAAGGUCUCUCUCUCAAAGCCGACGACAUUGCGGCUAAAGCUUUGGUUCUUAAACAACAAGCCCAAGUUUCUUGUCCUACUGGGCACGCGAAGAUGAAAGAGGAUCGAACUUCACCCACAACUAUUUCACUGUCUUCUUGUUAUUCUGUCGAUGAAGCUUCCGUUGGAACUGGUAAUUUGGAUCAUACGAGGGAUAAUCCAGACAAUGCUGUACUCUGUGAUGGGUCUUUGGAUGAUGAUGAUUGGGAAGCUAUUGCAGAUCGCGCACCAAAUGAGUUGCUCCCCUUGCAAAGUGAACCUGACAAACCAGAACUUUCAGUCAAAGAAACAAAAGACCAAACCCCUAGACGACGUGGGAGGGGAACAUUUUCAUAUAAUAAACAUGAAUUAUACAGUGAUAAGCUAUCCGAUUCUUCAACUACUAAUGAUACAAAUGAUGAAGAUGCUUCUCAUAUGUUGGAGGUGGAGCAUAGGGAGCUAAAAAGUGCACAAUAUGGUACUCAACAUGUUCUUGUUCUGGCGGACUUUCCACUGAGUACCAAAACAACAGAUCUUGAAAGACUACUUGGGAAUUUCAUGAAUUCUGGAGUUGUCAUUCGCUGGGUCAAUGAUACAGUCGCACUUGCAGUAUUUCAGACACCAUCAGCUGCACUUGAAGUUCUCAAUCAUGUUAGAUGUCCUUUCACUUUACGUCAACUUGAGGAAAAUGAUAAUCUUUUGAGCUCGAUUCCACCAAGAGAUCUGGAGCCUCCGAAACAGAGGCCAAAGACAUCGGCUAGAACUGCCCAGCGGCUGAUUGCUCAAGGAAUGGGAUUGAAGUUGCCGCUUUCCACUUCCUUCGGGUCAAAAGAACUCAGGAAACAGGAAGAAGACCGGAGGAACCGCAUUGUCUCGAGGCAAAAAUUGAGAGAUGAAGCUUGGGGAGAUGAUGAUCCAAGUUAGUCUCUUUCACUUAUAUUCUUGAACAGAUGGAUAUUGGUUCCCCCCUAUUUGUCUGAAGCAUCAAGACAAACCAACGACAGCCAUUGUUAAAAUGAUCGACCUUCGUUUUCUUUCUUUGUUUGCUCCCAAUGCUUUACUCCACUUUUACUACCCAUCCAUUGUGUGAGUUAGAUUUAGAGAAACAUCAAAAACCUCAUUCUUGUGGCUGCACUAUUCUGUUUUUGGAUUCAUUGAUCUGUUGUACAACUUGAUUACUUGACAUUGUACAGUUUGCUCGUCAAAAAGAAAGAAGAAAAAAGAAGUUGCUGAGGUUGCCAAA